Molecule: messenger RNA, 1940 nt
Organism: Sphaerulina musiva SO2202
Lineage: Eukaryota; Fungi; Ascomycota; Dothideomycetes; Mycosphaerellales; Mycosphaerellaceae
Product: class I glutamine amidotransferase-like protein
Exons: 4
Coding region: 765-1718 (317 amino acids)
Source: RefSeq, a predicted model, not a curated record
CCUAUGGAGAGUAGAGUACACCCGCAAUGACGAGCAUUCGCCAGAUAUGAGCCGAGAAAUCCCACGAGCUUUCUUCAUAUUUCUGCCUGCAGCAUUGCAGCUACAGCAAUAUCCAUAUAGUCCUUCAUUGGUGGACGUGCAGGAGGUAUACCACCACAUUGUAACCACAAGUGGGGUGAUCGACUUAUGAAACCAUGACAUGUCCGGAUGUCGCCGAGCCGUACCGCCAUACAAAGGAGAUUAAACGAUAGGUAGCUAUGUGGGUAUGACAUGCAACGCGUGGGGCGAUCGAGAGGACGACAACUCAGCAUGAGAAAUACGGACCGUGAUCUUGGUAGACGUGCUCCGGAGCAAGCAUAGAGGUACUCUCGUCCGCAGUUCCAAUGCCUUUCAUCGUUGGUCCAAGGCAGCGCAAUGCCCUUCGUCGAUCCAAGUCCUCCUUAGCGUGUUUCUUGUAUGCACCCCACAAACUUUCCCAGGGUAAACGAGGGGACAGAGCUACGAGCUUCUUUUCUGGCAUGGAAGUGAAGACGAGGUCACGAGCGUCGUCACACGAGAUCAGUCAUAGGUAGAACCAAUGGGCUGAUCAUACCUUCCCUGACUGUGCCAUCCCCGCUAUCCUCCAUAAUACAAGAAGAGCUUGCUCCUUCCUCUUUGACUUAAGCCUCAUCCUCCUGCAUCCCCUCCUCCUCCUCCUCCUCCUCCUCCUUCAUCUCCAUCACCAUCAUUCACAGUCCACCAAACACACCUGCAAUACCGUCAAGAUGAGUGCAAUCGUUGAGGAAGCCGCCGACUACGAGCCGGUCAAGGUUCUCAUCACCCUCCACGAGGGAAUGGACACGCUAGACGCUAUGGGUCCACUCGAGGUCUUCAAUGCGGCAAAACAUGAUCCAGCCAACCCAGACACCAAGGCAUUUCUCGUCAGACUCGCAGGCCCAGCAGACGGCGUCACCACCGCUCAGGGUGUCACCAUCAGCAGCCACUUCACCUACGACGACGCUCUGAAACGCUUGGGCGAGAUCGACAUUCUCGUGGUUCCAGGCGGCAACUACGCGUCCGUCAUCAAGAGCAAGAGCCAGCCACUGUCGCUGAUCAAAGCCUACACCGAGCUUCAGAAGAAGACUCCCACCCGCGAACGCUCGCUCAUGUCCGUGUGCACUGGCGCGCUCAUUCUCGCCGAAGCCGGCGUGCUUGCCGGCCUCACAGCCACCACCCACCCAGACUCCAUCACCAAAUUCGAGAUUCUCUGCUCCAACGUGACCCAGCGCGACAUGUCUGACCGCGUCGAUGUGGUCGAGGCGCGCUACGUGGUCAACAACCUCCGCUACGAGCUCGGAGAGAAUGAGGACGAGAAUCCAUACAUCUUGAACAGAAAGGAGCUCAAGGAGCAAAAGCGCCGCAAGAGUUCGGCUGGUAUGGCUCCCAUCGAGGAGAGUACCAAUGGUAGCACCAAUGGCACCAACGGCCGCCGCCCGUCCACUGCCCGCAAGGGCAGCAUGAGCCUCAAGAUGAGUACCCGUCGCGAGUCCGUACUGAAGCGCGCCAACUUGCGUCUGGGUGGCAUGCGUGUGCUCACCACUUCCGGUGUCACCUCCGGCAUCGACGGCGCUCUGUACAUGGUCGGCGCUUUGGUGUCUGAUGAUGCCGCCGAAGAGGUGGCUCGCAAGAUGUGCUACACUUGGAAGAAGGGCAUCGUCGUUGACGGUGUCGACGUUUGAUGGGUUUUAGCGAUGGCGCUCGAGGCGUCUGAUGAUGAAGAAGAAGAAGGAUGAACGACCGGUCCACUGGCAGGAAAACAUGUAAGCAUAGUAACGAUGGGACACAAACCGAGAAGCUACCUCGAAUCAAAGCGCGAAGAGCGCAUUGCUCAAGGGAGGAGUCAACUGUCGCAGCUCGUAUUGUAGCUACGAAGGAAUGAAAAGACACCAGCAUGAUUUACC